Filobasidium floriforme is the source of this 1527-nucleotide messenger RNA. RefSeq lists its product as uncharacterized. NCBI's taxonomy places the organism in Eukaryota, Fungi, Basidiomycota, Tremellomycetes, Filobasidiales, Filobasidiaceae. The coding region runs from base 1 to 1527 and encodes 508 amino acids. The record is from RefSeq and is a predicted model, not a curated record. The transcript has 4 exons.
AUGCCUCCUCCCUUUGCUCCGCUAUACCCCACCCACGCUCCUCCGCCUUUUCAACGUCCUCAACCCACCCAGGCUAAACGGAAGGCCAGUGCUCAAUCUUUAUCCAAUGAAUCACCCGCUUCGAAGAGAGGUAGAACCCCAGGCGGGUCUUCGCCGUCCACUCGCAACACUCGACAGCGGGACCGAAGCGAAACCCCGUCUAGGCCAGGAGGAUCGAAUGAGCCGCUAGUGGCCGAGAAGGAAGAAUCCAGCGGCCAUUGGAAGUCCUAUGUAACGCCUGAUGGUACCAGGACCGCUGAGGACUUCAUCGUGGAGUGGUUGACCGAAGGAACGAAUUACGCAUCAUACAAAGUAUCUAAGCCGAAAGGAAAGGAAGCACAUGGAGAACUCAUUCUGAACAGGAUCAGGGAAGCUGGGAUUCCGAUCACCAAGAAGCCAUCGAUGGUCGUGUCAAAGAUCCGCACCAUCGUUGAAGCCUGGAAAACAGCUCAUCAAAACCUGAACCAGACUGGUAACGGGAGUACCGAUUCUGACUUGGAAGAUGAUGAAACUCAAGACCAAGAGGAGAGACAGAGACGAUGGGGAAAGAAGCAAGAGCGUGCUGCGUUUAUGACCAAAUUCAACCAGGAGAACAUCUAUUACCAAACCCUCGCUCCCGUCCUAGGUUCAAGGACGGUGAACGCUCCCCGAACCCUCCUCGAUUCCAUCAACCCCUCCAACGCUGCUGCCUCCAUUGAGGAUCGACUUGGAAUCGCCGGUGACCAUCUUCUGCCUCCCCAACAUCGUUCUCCAACCAAGCCAUCAUCUAGUUCCACCAUCUUCAACGAGAUAGAGAUAGCCAACGUGGGAAGGAUCGAGGAUACACCUGAAUAUCAAGAGGCGUUUGGUUUGGGUAGCGAGACCCAGACUGACGAUGAUCUGGCAAACGGCAUCUCGACUCCGGCCUCUUCUAGCCUACGCCAGUACAUCGCCUCCCCGAGCAACUCGCUGGCGUCGGUCUCUACCAGAGCCGGGACAGUCGAUCCGAUCAGUCCUCGCAAGCCGACUACUCCUGCCAUCCGUGAUCCCACCGCCCGAGCUACAGCGAUGUCGCAACAACCGAGGACUAGGGAGAAGAAAGGAGACGAUAUGGGUAUGGCAAGCUUGGCUGCGGUGAUGGAGCAAAGGGUACAGUCGGACCGGGAGAAUGCGGCCGCGGACCAGCAGUGGCGGAAGGAUAAGGCAGAGCGAGAGGAGAAGGAGAGGGUCGAGAGACGAGAGAUGGAGCAGAGGCGUAUCGCCAAGGAGGAGAAAGAACAGCAGGAUAGGAACGCAUUGGAACAACGACGACUGGAUUUCGAAAUCGCUCGUUUUGAACAGGAAAAACAGGACAGGGAGGCGGAAAGAACCCAGCAAACCGCCAAGAUGGAAGCCGAACUGUUGCAACAGAAGAUGAAGGCGUUUCAGGAACUAAGGACUGCGGGUUUGGGAACUGUUGAUGCGCUCAAAGCUGCCGGAUUGUCAGGAAGCAGUGCUCCUGCUCAGUAG